CCUCAGUUCCAGAGUUCCCUCCCGUGAUUCUCUGGCGGUCAAAGGUCUCAGGCUUCCAGAAAUAGCUCCUCCCCGGAGAAGCCGCACCUUCCUGGCUACCGCCUUAAACUCAGCUCUCCGCUGCGCCUUCUCUUCCCCAGCAAGUGGAGUCUGCGAGAUCUUGAGCUUCAGGAUGGUUCUUGCUAAGAGGUGGACCCUGAAGAAGCACUUCAGUGGCAGCCCUACUAAUAGUGACUUUGAGUUGAAGACUGCUGAACUCCCACCCUUAAAAAAUGGAGAGGUCCUGCUUGAAGCCUUGUUCCUCUCCGUGGAUCCUUACAUGAGAAUAGCAUCCAGAAAAUUGAAGGAAGGUGAUUUAAUGAUGGGGGAGCAAGUGGCCAGAGUUGUGGAAAGUAAAAACUCAGCAUUCCCCAAAGGAACUCUUGUACAGGCUUAUUUGGGCUGGACAACGCACUCCAUUUCUGAUGGGAAAGGACUGGAAAAGCUGCCUACAGACUGGCCAGAUUCACUUCCACUGUCUUUGGCUCUGGGGACAGUAGGUAUGCCAGGCCUAACUGCCUACUUUGGCCUGCUUGACAUCUGUGGUGUGAAAGGUGGAGAAACAGUGUUGGUUAAUGCAGCGGCAGGAGCAGUGGGCUCUGUUGUGGGGCAGAUAGCUAAGCUCAAGGGCUGCAAAGUCGUUGGAGCAGCAGGRUCUGAUGAAAAGAUUGCCUAUCUUAAAAAGGUUGGAUUUGAUGUUGCCUUUAACUACAAGACAGUAAAGUCUUUGGAAGAAACAUUGAAAAAAGCGUCUCCUGAUGGUUAUGAUUGCUAUUUUGAUAAUGUGGGUGGAGAGUUUUCAAACGUUGUCAUACCCCAGAUGAAGACUUUUGGAAGAAUUGCCAUCUGUGGGGCCAUCUCCACAUACAACCGGACUGGUCUGCCUCCCCCAGGCCCACCUCCAGAAGCUGUUAUCUAUCAACAACUCCGCAUGGAAGGGUUCAUCGUCACCCGCUGGCAAGGAGAUGUCCGCCAGAAGGCUCUGAAAGACUUGAUGACAUGGACCUCUGAGGGUAAAAUCCAGUAUCAUGAACACCUUAUUGAAGGAUUCGACAACAUGCCAUCUGCAUUUAUGGGAUUGCUGAAAGGAGAGAAUUUGGGGAAAACCRUAGUGAAAGCAUGAGAGAAAAAUGACACAGGAGCCACCACUGGACAAUUUAAAUGAUUAGUUUUUCACCAUUCAGUAAAAAUUAGCMCUAAUUAUCUAAAUUAUCUUAAUUGUCUAAAAAUUAGCCUUAAGAAUAACUAAUCACUUUGACCUACCUAAUAAAAUGCAUUUAAAUGAUUUAYAAUUAGUGAUAGAGAAUGAAAUUUUCAUAGUUAAGAACAGCCAAUCACCAACCUACUACCUACUACUGCUUCUCCUGCGU
Messenger RNA from Urocitellus parryii (Arctic ground squirrel), 1409 nucleotides. RefSeq names its product prostaglandin reductase 1 (gene Ptgr1). The record is from RefSeq and is a predicted model, not a curated record. Gene Ontology annotation, cellular component: cytoplasm. Lineage: Eukaryota; Metazoa; Chordata; Mammalia; Rodentia; Sciuridae. Gene Ontology annotation, molecular function: 15-oxoprostaglandin 13-reductase [NAD(P)+] activity; 2-alkenal reductase [NAD(P)H] activity. Gene Ontology annotation, biological process: prostaglandin metabolic process.